AAAUUCAGUUUCUCAAAAAGUUAGUUUACCGGUAUCAUCAUUGUGGAAAUAUGAGACCUUUGCUAAAAAUCGCACUGACCGCAGUUUUUGGCAUAUCAAUUAUCGUCGCCUAUCGCCUGUAUAUCGUGAAAACUCGCCGCCGCGGUGGUAACCAGAUCAAGAAGAAAAAGCCAGCAAAACCCCUGAAAAGAAUCACUCCCAACAACUCGGAUGAAAAACUGAAAAAGAUGAAAAGCCCACCAAAAAAGCCACUGCAAGCCACCGACUCCGAUAUUCUUCAACCGUUGCCGUCUAACAAUGCCAUGACAGUGCCCGAAUCGAAGGAAAGCGCAAAUCGAUCUCCACAGUCAUCGAAGAUCAAUUUGAACACCACCGACCUGAAGGACUGUUCCGAGGCUCGAGCGAUCCCGAAGUGUGAUAAGCUCACAGAUUUUCAGACGAGCACGAACUCCGAACAAUCCCCAGCUGAUGCGAUCUCGGCGGUGGCCCCAACGAAGCUCACCGGAUCCCAAAGCCAGUCUGAACGGCAAGAAAUCGAGAAAAUGCCCAACUCGUUCCGCGAGCUACAAGACUCGAAGUUUAAGCCCGCGGAGGCUCCGAUCCCAAAGCCUGAGGAAGAACGCAAGGGCUCCACGGAGCAAAGUACCACUGAGCCAACGAAGCUCGCCGGAUCCCAAAGCCCAUCGGAACGCCAGGAAAUCCAACAAAUGCCGAAUUCAUUCCGCGAGUUGCAGGACUCAAAGUUCAAGCCGGCUCCAAGCCCAAAGUCUGAAAAGGGCCCCGCGGAGCAAAGCUUGUCUGAGCCGUCGCCGGUCCCCGGGAAUAACCGCAGGAACUCUGAGACAUCACAAGUUGACACAAUUUCCCCGGUGCCAACCAAGCUCGUUGGAACCCAAAGUCCAUCGGAACGCCAGGAAAUUGAGCAAAUGCCCAACUCGUUCCGCGAGCUGCAAGACUCGAAGUUCAAGCCGGCGCAGGCUCCAAACCCAAAGCCUGAGCGCGUUGAGAGGGGCUCCGCGGAGCAAAGCAUGUCGGAGCCGUUGUCGAUUUCUAGAGUUGCAUUUGGCUCGCCGAUCGCUCCGAAACCACGGCCAUCGCCACUCCAAGCUCCGCUUCUUGAGACGUUGGCUACUCCACCGACAAUCGACGCUCCUACCGCUGCAAUCGAGACGGCAAUCGAGAGAAGCGCGGAAUUUUCGUCAUCUCACUCGAUGGAUCCUUCCAACUCACUUUUCAAAGUGUGCAGAUGCCGUAAGAAGGAUCGAGGUGGUCUAUUGAUUGAUUCGGAUGCUGCUGUCUAUGAUCCAUCUAUCAAGGCAAACAUCCCGGCGACGAAGGUGUUGCCGGUCAACUUCAAUAAGUAUAACCCGCCGAAUUUGCUGGAUCCCGUCACUGGAGGGAGCUAUGAAAUCUUGGAGCUCCCCGAAACCUUCUUCACGCCACUCGAAAAUAGUCCAGACACCUACUUGACCGGAAUGAAUCCAAUGCUCGGAGCAAUGAAUGCGGCUCAUCAGCACGCGUGUCUCAUCAAUCAUCUUGUUGAGAACUAUGAAUUUUUUGAAUAAAAAUGAAACCAAUGGGCA
This is a messenger RNA of Caenorhabditis elegans, 1583 nucleotides long. RefSeq names its product Prion-like-(Q/N-rich)-domain-bearing protein (gene C55C3.3). The record is from RefSeq and is marked reviewed. Lineage: Eukaryota; Metazoa; Nematoda; Chromadorea; Rhabditida; Rhabditidae. The transcript is spliced from 11 exons. Bases 51 to 1565 code for a protein of 504 amino acids.